AUGUCUGACGUUGACCACGGAAAUGUUCAGACUAUCACCACUGCCGAAGAAUUCAGGGAGAAGGUCUUAGAUUCGAAGGGACCUGUUGUCGUCGACUGCUUCGCCACGUGGUGCGGUCCUUGCAAGGCUAUUGCUCCCAAGGUAGCCGAGUUCAGCAAGACGUAUCCCCAGGCCAAGUUCUAUCAAAUCGACGUUGACGACCUCGCCGCAGUCGCCGCUGAGCUUGGAGUCCGCGCCAUGCCCACCUUCUUUCUGUUCAAUGAUGGAGAGAAGGUCAACAAUGUUGUUGGCGCCAACCCCCCAGCUCUGGAGGCUGGUAUCAAGGCCUUGGUGGCGUAA
This is a messenger RNA of Aspergillus tanneri, 339 nucleotides long. It is a transcript of the gene TRX1, whose product is annotated as thioredoxin family protein. Lineage: Eukaryota; Fungi; Ascomycota; Eurotiomycetes; Eurotiales; Aspergillaceae. Gene Ontology annotation, molecular function: protein-disulfide reductase activity. The transcript has 2 exons. The record is from RefSeq and is a predicted model, not a curated record. The coding region runs from base 1 to 339 and encodes 112 amino acids.